Messenger RNA from Perognathus longimembris pacificus (Pacific pocket mouse), 3499 nucleotides. RefSeq names its product MET transcriptional regulator MACC1 (gene Macc1). The record is from RefSeq and is a predicted model, not a curated record. Gene Ontology annotation, molecular function: protein binding. Gene Ontology annotation, cellular component: cytoplasm. The coding region runs from base 74 to 2632 and encodes 852 amino acids. Lineage: Eukaryota; Metazoa; Chordata; Mammalia; Rodentia; Heteromyidae. The transcript has 5 exons.
CAGUGAAUGACUUUCACUCAAACAAUGUGCCUGAGCAGAAGAAGCUGAGAUUCGCUUCCACUUAUGUAGAAAAAUGUUAAUCAAUGAAAGAAACCACUUUUGGUCAGUAGGAAUUGAACGAAGCAGAUCUGAAGGAAAUUUGGUUGACAUGGAAGCCCAAAAACUCUCAAAAACUUGCAAUAUUACAGAAGUCCACGGCUCAAGACAGCUUUCCAAUAGGCCAGAUGCUUCUGCUCUUCAUGGCCAUGAUACCUCCAAGGCUACCAAUCCAUUCUGGAAUAAACUGUCUGCUUCGAACCCAUUUUUGGACGACAUAACUCAGCUAAGAAAUACCCAGAAGAGAGAAACGAUUUCCAUCUUGAAGGAAGAUCCUUUGCUGUUUUUAAGAGAAAUAGAAAUGGGAAAUUCUUUCGAUUCUUCCGGCGAUGAGCUCGAUGUGCACCAGUUACUGAGGCAGUCUUCCUCCAGGAAAUCGGGAAGAUCCAAAAGUGUCUCAGAACUUCUGGACAUUCUAAAUGACACAGCACAUGCUCAUCAGACAAUGCAUAACUCCGACCAGAUCCUAGUUCAGGACCUAGAAUGGCUUCAGAAUGAUCGAGAAGCUUAUAAAAUGGCCUGGUUAAGUCAACGUCAGCUGGCCCGUUCCUGCCUGGAUUUGAAUACAAUGAACCAGAGUCCUGGUUGGGCCCAGACACAAGUAGCAGAGACCAUCAGCAUUUGUAAAUUAAACCACCAAGGAGGCUCCAUACAGAUACCUGAAUCAGAUAUCACCGUCCACGUGCCCCAAGGCCAUGUGGCUAUGGGAGAAUGCCAGGAGGUCUCACUCAGAGCUUUCCUGCAUCCUCCACAAAUACUAAACCAUCAUCUUUCAUGUACUGUCAGCCCCCUGUUGGAAAUCAUGUUAAGCAACCUUAAUACAAUGGAAGCUAUUUUGCUGGAGAUGAAAAUUGGGGCUGAAGUGAAAAAGGAUCCUUUUAGCCAAGUCAUGACAGAAAUAGUUUGUUUACACAGUUGGCAUAAAGAAGGCCCUUUCAAAGUGUUGAACAACUGCUAUAUCUAUAAAGACACUAUCCAAGUCAAGUUAGUUGAAUUGAGUCGGGUGAUGUAUGUAGUGAUUGCUGCCCAGGCCAAAGCCAUUCGACCACCAGCUGCCACUAUUUGGGAUUAUAUCCACAAAACCACCUCGAUUGGAAUUUAUGGACCCAAAUACAUCCACCCCAGUUUCACUGCUGUUUUCACAGUCUGCGGACACAGUUAUAUGCCAUGCAGACUUACAGUCUCUGAUAUUAAUAAAGGUGGGAAAAGUGCAUCUCCAGUUGUGUUUCAGCUCUGGGGAAAGCAUUCAUUUGUACUUGACAAGCCUCAGGAUUUAAACAUUUCAGUUUUCUCAUGUGAUCCUGAUUUUGAAGUAAAGUUACAAGGAGAAAAGAAAGAAAUUAAACAAAAGCAGUUGGAAACAGGAGACAUAAUUCAUGGGCAAGUUUUAUUUUCUCUAGUUGAUCACAAAGAAAUGCACUUGUUUGUCUUCCGUAUUCAGGUGGAGCCUCCCAAUGGUAGACCGAUUACACAGUUCUUUAUCACUUCACCAGACCCAGCCCCAAAUCUGAAAAGGCUCUCUAAUCAGCCAGAUUCUUUGUGGAAAGGGAAAGAAGCUAAGUCUGUUCCUUUACUGCCAGUGGUAUUUGUAAAAUACCCCACAUUCCAGAAUAAAAAAGUGUACUUUACCAACUAUGGUGUGACCCUGAAGACUGUGCUCAGACAAAGCAAGAUCGAAUACUUGCUUGAAUAUUUUAAAGGAGACACAAUCGCUCUCCUGGGAGAAGGGAAGGUAAAAGCCAUUGGGCAGUCCAAAGUGAAAGAGUGGUAUGUGGGCGUCCUCAGAGGUAAGGUUGGCCUUGUGCAUUGCAAAAAUGUCAAGAUAAUCUUAAAAGAGCAAGUAAUGGCUACAUCUGAUACUGAGUUUAUGACAAGGAACCUUCUUGAACAGAUUGUCCUGCCAUUUAAAAAACUGACUUAUAUAUACUCAGUUGUAUUGACGUUGGUGUCAGAAAAAGUUUAUGAUUGGAAAGUUUUGGCUGAGGUGCUGGGUUAUUCACAUUUGGCUCUGCAAGAUUUUGAUGGAAUACAAACAGAUAAAGAAUCAGAAAAGGUUUCUUUUGUUGUAAAGAAGUUAAAGGAAGAUUGCCACGAAAAUAGAAAUACAAGGAAGUUUCUUUAUGAACUUAUUGUGGGUCUGCUCAAGAUGGAUUGCCAAGGGUUAGUGGCACAACUCAUCCAGGAGGCUGUUAUUCUGACUUCAGCUGUCAAACUUGGAAAGGGCUGGAGAGAACUUGCUGAGAAGGUUGUACGGCUCACAAAACAACAGAUGGAGGCCUAUGAAAUUCCCCACCGUGGCAGAACUGGAGAUGUUUCUGUAGAGAUGAUGUGGAAACCUGCCUAUGAUUUUCUGUAUAACUGGAGUUCGCACUAUGGAAACAGCUACAGAGAUGUGUUACAAGACCUUCAAUCAGCUUUAGACAGAAUGAAAAAUCCUGUGACCAAACAGUGGAGAGAUCUAACAGGAACUUUAAUAUUAGUGAAUUCCUUAGAAGUUUUGAGGGUAACUGCAUUCUCUACACCUGAGGAAGUAUAGAAAUGGCACGAAGAGGGGACAAAUGUGUGUAUGUUUGAAAGAGAUGAAUCUCAGAAAGUGUAUUGUACUUAUUUUCUUUAUGUUUGAAAAAAUGCUAUUUUUUAAUCUGGUGAAAGCAAUGCCUUGCAUUGUAUCCAGAGUUGGGUUUUAUAAUCAAACACCUUCUUGGCUUAUUCAAAGGCAAACACUAGCGGCUUCAUUGCUGAGAAAGCAAAGACAAGACCUUUUUUGAAGUUACUUUCAAUUUUCUUAGGUUAAAACAGAUUACUACUAGAAUAAUAUUGCACAGAUGUAUGUGUAUAAAGAGUUGACAGAGGGACCCUGAGUUUCCUGGUAAACUAGAAAAGGAGAGGAGCCCAUCACAGGACUGCAAGCUUUCUGGACAUAGUCUUUUAUAUUCCUUGGUGUUGCUAGCCAAUAUCACUCCCAUUCUUCAUGUGGAAAGUGAAGGCCUGAAGAAGAUACCCAAAGCCAAUGUAAAAUAAAACACUUGCAAAAUUCAUGCCAUGUACUCAAAUAGUAAAAAGAAUAAUAAAUAAGAAAGAAUAUUGAAGCUUACAGCAAAAUUGUAGUUAUUCAUUUUAAAUGAAGCUCGUUCAUCUCUUUUCACAUGUCUUGAAAGAUUGCCUCAAGAAAUACAUGACUUUUCAGAAAUAUGUUGUCUGCAUACCUGGGCCUAGUUUUUAUCUACUUCCUUCAGCAUGUUGGGACCUAUCUAAUUAUGCCUAACUUGGACUUUAGCUGCAGGAUCCAAAUGCAAAGUAGUUCUUUGGCUCACAGAGAUUUUUUUUAAGAUAAUAAGAGUUAUUAAAAACAACAUCAAUCGCCCAAGCCUGAUUUAUCAUUGUUGAUUGUAACAGUUUUAAC